AUGGUGUCGUUCGACGUACGGACCGCGACCGCAAGUCAGCUCCAGGAACUGCUUCAAGGUGGCAGUGUGACGAGCGAGGACAUCGUCGAGGAAUACCUGCAACACAUCGACAAACACAAUGACCGGCUUCGAGCCCUGGUAGAAGUGGCUCCCAAGGACCGUGUGCUAUCGAUUGCAAGACAGUUGGACGAGGAGCGCAGGGGCGGCUCGACCAGAGGCCCUCUCCAUGGCACCCCUAUCAUCGUUAAGGACAACAUUGCCACGCAUCCGGACCUAGGCCUCAGGACCACAGGCGGUUCCUUUGCCUUUCUGGACCUGGUCCCGUUCGAGACGGCAUCAGCGGUCCGCCGACUUACCGAUGCAGGAUGCAUUGUAAUUGGCAAGGCCAAUCUCUCGGUACGCACCACUGUUGCGGGCAUGCCCUGUGGCUGGUCAGCGCUCGGCGGGCAGACGCAGUCCCCUUACGUGCAAGGGGGGUGGGAUCCGAGAGAGAAAUUCGGCGGCCACAGCGGACCUGGCGGCUCGUCAUCCGGGAGCGCGACCUCUGUUGCGGCAGGCUUCGCGCCUCUCUCCGUCGGCACCGAAACAUGGGGAUCGUUGAUCAUGCCCGCAACUCGAGCCAACGUGUUCACGCUGAAGCCCAGCCGGGGGGUAGUGCCCAUGGACGGCAUCAUGCCCGUCAACGACAUCUACGACAUUGCUGGCCCCAUGGCUAAAAGCGCCAGUGACAUCACAGUGCUGCUUGAUGCCAUGAUCGACAUCGGAGCUCCUCACCGGCCUGACGGUGGUUACGCGUCAAAGGCGACAGCAUCUUGGCGUGGCCUGCGGCUCGGUGCCGUCGACACGGCCAAUUGGCGACUCGACGAGAUGCUGGCAGAGCCAGAUGAUAACUUGUUCCAGCAGCAGGAGGAGGACCUGGCCAAGGAGUACUCCAAGCUCAAGGACGAUGGCCAUAACUUCGUCCGGGGUUUCGACUAUUUUCUUUUGCAGAUGAAGUCGAGCACAGUAAAGACCGUAGCGGAGCUUGUGGAAUUCAACAAAGCACAUGCCCAUCUUGAAAUGCCGCUCGGUGAGGCUCCCUUAAAGCUCCCAAUCAAGACGUCCUACUCGACGCGCUCAAAGACCGAGCCCUGGACGGAAACGCAGACCUUGGGCAGGGUCCGGGAAGGGGAAAAGUGCGCUGGCCAAGAGGGAGUUGACCGCUAUCUCGACGAGAACGGUAUCAACAUCCUUCUUGGGCCUGCCGAUAGUUGGCUGACCGACUUUGCCUGCGUCGCCGGAUAUCCCUCUGCGUCGCUGCCCCUUUCGUUCUGGAAGAAGAACGGCCGGCCCUUUGGCGUCAUCGCCCUGACCCGCAAGCACCGCGAGGAUCCUCUUGUCCAGCUGAUGAGCGCCUGGGAAUCCGUGUUCCCCUGCAUCACGCCGCCUACGCUGUGA
Molecule: messenger RNA, 1437 nt
Organism: Dichotomopilus funicola
Lineage: Eukaryota; Fungi; Ascomycota; Sordariomycetes; Sordariales; Chaetomiaceae
Product: amidase signature domain-containing protein
Exons: 8
Coding region: 1-1437 (478 amino acids)
Source: RefSeq, a predicted model, not a curated record